AAUUGAUAAUUAUUUCACAGGUUUAGAAGCAACUUUAGUGCCAAUGGAAAAUUGUAAGAAACCUCCAAUUCAAGGUGAUAAAGACAAUAAAAGGUCAAAAAGAAGUCCCAAAAUUGCAACAAAAACAUCAAAGAAUAAAUUAGUAGUAAAAUCUCGAAGACAUAAAAUUCCAUAUAAAUCAAACAAAAUCGACUACAGUAAAUUAUAUUUUGGACCACAGAGAAGAGAUAUUUCAGAAGAAGAUAACGUAGAAGAAAAUCCAGAGGAAGGAAGUGAGAGAUUGAAUGCAGAAUCAGUUGAAGAAAUAAAUAUUAGUAUCGAGGGUAAUUUAGGUGAUGGUGCUCAAGAGAUGAUGACUUUUAAAUUAAAUGGAGAGGACGAAAUUCAGCCUGCAGAAGAUGCAGGAUCUAAUGAUGAUGGACCCAAUGAUGACCAAAAUAAUGACGGUGAAGAACAAGUUGAUGGUGAAGCUGAAGAUGGUGGUGAAGCUGUAGAUGAUGGUGAAGCUGAAGUUGAUGGUGAAGAUGAUGAAGACGAUGCCAAUGUUAUGAAUGUAGAUAUAGACAAAGAAGGGUUAAAACAUAGCGAAUCAGAAGAGGAAACAAAAAUAACAAAAACAGCAGGUAUCGACGACGAAGAACCAAAUAUAGAUGGCGUACAUUUACAGUAUUCACCACCAGAAUACGAUCAAGCAAAUGCCACAAGUCUAGAAGCAAAUGAUAGAAACGAAGAGAUAGAACCACAGAAUGCUAAAAUAGACAGUUCAACGGAAGAAUUGGAUGAAGUCAGUGUAAAAGAAGAGAAACCAAAUACAGAUAGCAGUGAUUCAGAUUUAAAUACAGACGAGACACAAAAUAGUGACUGUCCAACGGAAUGUCCGGCUCGCGAGGUGAUGGUAUGUGCUCGCUGCAAAGCGGGCGUUUAUAGAACGUUUCUAAGCGUCUGCCAUCUUAGAUUGUUUAGUUGUAAUCAUCCUGAAGAGAAAUUAGAACUAGUUUCUCGUCGACCCUGCAUUUUAUCAGCCCCAUUUUUAACUGGAAUGAAAACAAAAGGUAAACAGAAAGAUCCAAAUGACGAAGAUAUAAUCUUAAAGUUUAUACGAUGUCGAGAGAAAGGAGAUACUAAUGAUCCAAAGUGUAAAUUUGAUAAAAAAGAUUCGCAAUUACGUAAGAAAAUAUAA
Papilio xuthus (Asian swallowtail) is the source of this 1180-nucleotide messenger RNA. RefSeq lists its product as uncharacterized. Lineage: Eukaryota; Metazoa; Arthropoda; Insecta; Lepidoptera; Papilionidae. The record is from RefSeq and is a predicted model, not a curated record. The transcript is spliced from 7 exons. Bases 44 to 1180 code for a protein of 378 amino acids.